AUGCCAAUGUGCAUCGGUUUUGCCGGGCCGCCCUCGAGCAUUAGGAUAGUCAGAAUCAACAUCGACGUGACGAAGGCUUCGAGGAACAGACCACGAGCAGUCGAGAUGGAUGGGUCAAGGGUGGUGGCGACACCCAGCGGCCCGGGAAGUAGUGCUGCAAUGAAGCCCGAUGCAGCCAUUCCGGCAAUCAUCUGCGAGAUUAUGGUAUGAACCAUGCGACGCCAAUCAAUCUUUCCAGUAAUGAACAGCGCCAUGGAGACCUAAGCGUGAACUAUGUUAGUCGGCGUUACAAACUAUCUCCUGCGGGCCUGAGGGAAAAUCUACUAAUGAGGUCGCACGAUGCGGGGUUGAAAGAUAGGGUAGUACAAAAACAGCUGGGCUGAAACUUACAGCAGGAUUAAACUUUCCUCCACUGACAUCAGCAAAGAUAGCAACGUUGAUUGCGAGCGAUAAUCCAAAUGCAAAGGCAAUGUAGAGCAGUUUGUUGACAUUGGGUGCUGAAGGGCUGUCUGAGUCGAGUGUAGGAGCGACUGCGGUUGAGUUGAUGGCUAUUUGAGUUCCACAGAAAGCAAGGGCGAGGAACAUAAAGGUACCAAUGAAUUCUCCAAUGAAAGCAGUAAGUUCUUUCCGGAGAGUGUGGCGCAGAGGGCGCUUCUCAGAUUGAACAGUCGAAGAGGAAGUCUCGUGAUGUGGGAGGCCGGACUCCUUGUCGUCAGUUCUUUCGAUAGACAUGCUGAAAAGAACUGUCACGAUGGUGUCAAU
Molecule: messenger RNA, 762 nt
Organism: Parastagonospora nodorum SN15
Lineage: Eukaryota; Fungi; Ascomycota; Dothideomycetes; Pleosporales; Phaeosphaeriaceae
Exons: 1
Coding region: 1-210 (69 amino acids)
Source: RefSeq, a predicted model, not a curated record